CGAGAAAUUGUGGAGCACGAGGUGGCGGCGCGAUGAUGUCGGACUUCGAGUACCUGCAGCAACGCCUUCGGCUGCAUGUGGAUCUCAUGGGUCGACGCCUGGAAGGUGUGUCAGAACUCAUCCUGGCUCCCAAAAUUGAUAGCAUCAAGCGGAUCCGGGUGCAUUGUCGGCAAUGCGUGGUGUCCAAGGUGACUGUGAACGGCGUCGAAGCACGAUUUGAGCACCAUGAUUUCCUCAGUGAGGUCGUCCAAGAGAGCUACCGAGACUGGAACUCGUUCGACUUGUUCUACCGCGGGGCGAUUGUUGCGUCGAAGGAAGGGACCUUGGUGAUUGAAAUGCCGCCUACAGUUCGUAUCGUGGACCAAAACGACAGCACCGUCGACGACGAGAAAAAAUCGGACAUCGAAACCGCAACCGACGACGAGCGCGAUGCCACUGCGGUGUGGGACUCGUCCAACCACCUCCCACCCAGUUCCACGGCCUUUGCGCCGGUCGUCGUCCGCAUCGAGUACACAGUGUCGAAUCCUCGCGGCGGCGUUCGCUUCAUGUUGCCAGACGCCUUGCAUCCCGAACGCGUGCCGCACAUGUACACGUAUUGCGGUCCCUUUGGCGGUCUCUGCGAUGGCGCGCGCACGUGGAUGCCGUGCCGCGAUUUGCUCAGUGACAAGUGUACUUUCCGUCUGGAAUUGAUCGUGCCGGCGUCUUGCGUGGCCGUGUGCAGCGGUCGUCUGGUGGGCCAAAGCUUGGACGCGCACAAACUCCACCGCUCGUUCCGGUUCGUGAUCAACACCAAGACCAGCUGCAGCCUCGUUGGAUUUGCCGUCGGGCCAUUUCGCAUGCACAUCGCCGAACACAUGCCGCGCGUCGCGCACUUUUGCCUCCCGGACCGUGUCGCAGACCUCACCACGUCCACCCAGUUUCGAGACCCCCAUUUCGUCACGUUCUUUGAAACGUACCUCAAUGCGCGGUACCCGUUCGCCACGUACUCGCAGAUCUUUGUGGAAGACCCGCCCGUGGACUGCCAGUACUUUGCGGGGCUGUCUGUGCUCAACCAAGACAUUCUGUACGGCCCCACGAUCAUCGACCGGGCGCCAGUGUCCCAAGCGAUUCAGAUCAAGGGCUUCAUCGGGAGCUGGAUUGGAGGAGCGAUCGGGAUUCAAUCGACAAAGCACGCGUGGGUGUUGGUGGGGGUGGUCGGGUACUUGUUUGAUCUGUACGUGCAGUCUGUGAUGGGCGACGAAGCGUACGGAUACCGCAUUCAGCUGGCCCUGGACGCGCUCGUGAUGAUGGAGCUGUUGGCCGAGGGCGGCCCGCCCAGUUUGAUGUACGAAGACGUGGACGUGUACGGCGAGUACGACCCGUCGUACAUGGCGUUCCUCGAAGCCAAAGCGCCGCUGAUUCUGCGCAUGAUCGAGCGCAAGGUCGAGCGCAAGCACAUGCAGUUUGCCCUGCAGCGUAUCGUCAGCGGCACGUCCUCAAACACCAAGCAGACGUCCCCCCCCACGACCACCCCCGACAAGGACGACGACAAGGAAGAUGAAGAUGAUGCCAUGUUAGAUGGAGACAAAGAUUCGACACCCGCCGUGAGCGGCCAGACGCAGCCGCUGAGCACGUGGUACCUGCUCAGCACGGUCAAGGAGGUCGCAGGGGCGCCGGGUCGAGAUUUAUGCCGGUCGUUCUUGCAGACGUGGAUCGUGCGGGGGGGGCUGCCAUUCAUUUCCGUCGGCUUUUGGUACAACCGCAAGCAAACCCAGGCAGAAUUGGUCUUGGAACAAUCGUUGCUCGCUGGGUGUGAAAAGUUUGAGGGCGGGAUCAAAAUCACGAUUGUCGAAGACUCUGGCGAGUACUCGGACCUCCGCCGCGUUGAAAACAUGCGGCACAAGUGGGAGUUUGCAUGCCACAACAAGGUCCGAAAGAAGCGGCGAACGCGCCAGAAGCUCGACCAGUCGGACGACGACUACUCGCAGCAGAUCACGGCCGCGGGCAUGGGGCUCAACGACACGCCCGUGUACUGGGUCAAAAUCGAUCCGGACGCUGGCUGGCUCAGCCACAUUGUCAUGUACCAGCCUGAUUUCAACUGGAUGGAACAGCUCAAUAGCGACUCGAGUGUGCGCGCCCGUGUCCACGCCGCCCGGGCGCUGGCGUUGUACCCGCUGCCCCAUGAAAAGGCACACGUGAUGGCGUGUCGGGUGCUCACAGAAGCCAUGUCUGGCCUCACCACGCACUGCAACCGCAUUCGCGCGGAAGCUGCCAUCUCGCUCGGUAUUUGGCAAUCGCUGCACGCGCCGCACACGAACGUCAACAUGGCGCUGCCCGAGUGGAAAGGCAUGCAAAACUUGGUGCGCAUUUUCAAAGAGCAUUUCUUUGACCGGUCAGCUGACAUGCCACUGCCAAACUACUUUUUGCCGUCAGGGGGCAAAGUCGUGCUCGAGAGCGUGGGGGCCGUCUCGACCAACUCGACCACGCGUGAAAUCCGCAUCCAAGACUACGCCGAAGGCGAGUACGAGAUCAAGAAGGCCAUCCCGCGGGGCCUCGCCAUGGUACGGUGUCGCACGGGGUUCUCGCCCCCCGAGAUCGAAACGUUUCUGCUGCAGUUGCUCACCCAGAACGACAACUCGAAAAACUACGUCGACAGAGCCGACGAGUCGUGUGUGGCGGACGACUGCUUUUACCUGGGCAGUCUCAUCCUGAGUCUGUCCGUGCUCAACCUCGAGGUCCGCGCGGCCGCCCCCACCGCCGCGGAAAUCACCCGCCUCUUGCAUUACGACGACGUCCACCCGAGCUACCGCCACACGAUCACUGUGUGCUGCCUUGAAGCGCUGUGCAAUUUGCAGUUGGCUGGCCGAUUCACCGACCUGGAUGGGGUCUCGUACCACAAGUAUGCGUCCCCAGCGUACCCGUCGGUGGUUCGCCAGGCGGCGAUCGAGAGCAUCCUGCGGCUCUACUUUGCCGAAGACCCCCGCGGCGACCCCACGGCACCGCGCCGUGAUAAAUCGCGCGUCUUCGGACCCGUCGCCGCCAUUUCGUACGCGCUCAAGCUGAUCGACGCAGACGACAGCCCUCGCAUUCGUCGGUUUGGGGUCCAAGUGUGCUUGAAUUGCGUCCGCGGGUUCCCCCCCAGUGUGGCGGCCCAUGUGCUGUCGACACGGGACCACGCGUACACGCUGAGCAUCAUGCACCGGAUUCAAAUGGAAGUACCCGGCGCGUUCGUGCAAAAGUCGCCGACAAAGGACGUCGUGGCCAAGGCAUUCUCGCCGCCAUCGCUCGCGCCCCUGCGAGACGACAGCGGCGCGGCGCGGGACGUGGCCGAGCGCAUGUGGGCGCUCAUGAACACGGCGGCCGCGUUAGAUCAGCCCCUGCGCGUAUCCCUAUGCAUCUUGUACCGCAAGAUAUGGGGCGACACGACGCCCAUCUGCGUGGCCCACACGGUGCAGGACAAGGCGGCCGACUGGGCUGGCGGGUACGAAUCGUUUCGACGGCUGAUUGACUUGAGCAAGACCAACAUGACGGCCAAGAAGGCGGCGCCGUCGUCGGGGUACGUGCCCAAGGGGGCAUCGAGUGACGACAAGAAGCGGCCGUCAAUGUUUGGGUCUCCUCCGCUGUCGAGUGGACUGGACCACCUCAAAGGCAAGAAACUCAAGUUGAAAUUUGGAGACAGUACCAUUGCAUCGCACAAACUCUAAGAAGACUGGCAACUAAAUAUAUAGAAAAAAUGGGUAUAAUAAACCCACACAAGUACUUUAGUG
Molecule: messenger RNA, 3746 nt
Organism: Aphanomyces astaci
Lineage: Eukaryota; Oomycota; Saprolegniomycetes; Saprolegniales; Verrucalvaceae
Exons: 12
Coding region: 33-3683 (1216 amino acids)
Biological process (GO): transcription initiation at RNA polymerase II promoter
Cellular component (GO): transcription factor TFIID complex
Molecular function (GO): transcription cis-regulatory region binding; RNA polymerase II general transcription initiation factor activity; chromatin binding
Source: RefSeq, a predicted model, not a curated record